Microplitis demolitor is the source of this 576-nucleotide messenger RNA. RefSeq lists its product as uncharacterized. The record is from RefSeq and is a predicted model, not a curated record. The transcript has a single exon. Bases 1 to 576 code for a protein of 191 amino acids. NCBI's taxonomy places the organism in Eukaryota, Metazoa, Arthropoda, Insecta, Hymenoptera, Braconidae.
AUGACGACGUAUUUUCUACAGAUCCUCCAGUUGCCGGUGAAGAAAUUGAAAAAGAAAAAGAACCACCAGUGGAAGAAACGACUUCUGCCGAACGAUGCCGAGGAAGAGGAAGCAGUCCGCUUGAUGAAUGCCGAGUACCUAUCGGUAGAAGCUGAAAAGAGUGCAGCUGACGACAGCGAAAAUACACCAGGAGCUAUGGAUCGACAGAAAUUUCGCAAAGAACUGCAAAGAGCAGCCGAUCGAUUUGAAGAAUUUUUGGCAACCCGACCUGAAACAGAAAAAAGGUUUGAAAAACGUCCUACGGCGCGACCAGAGGAUUACAUCAAUCUACUCCCUGCUCCUAGCCCUAAGGUGGUAGAAGUCCAAAAAUUUCUCCAUGCUAGCCGUCUUCCUCAGGAAUAUGAGCAAGAAAUGUCAACUGAUUCAGAGGAAGAAGACGAAGAAGAAGAAGAGGAAUUGCUCCGAGAAAACUCAGACACGGAAAUCGAAGACGAUGACACUAGUGUGGGCAGCAUAUCCGACACAGAGGUGCAGGUAGAAAUUACCCCUGCAACUCCAGAACAAGUGAAUCAAUAA